Molecule: messenger RNA, 1976 nt
Organism: Benincasa hispida (wax gourd)
Lineage: Eukaryota; Viridiplantae; Streptophyta; Magnoliopsida; Cucurbitales; Cucurbitaceae
Product: UBX domain-containing protein
Biological process (GO): proteasome-mediated ubiquitin-dependent protein catabolic process
Cellular component (GO): nucleus
Molecular function (GO): ubiquitin binding
Source: RefSeq, a predicted model, not a curated record
UUUCCAAUUACCAAUCCUCUCUUUCUUUAAUUUGUUCCCUUUUCUUCUUCUUAAUUUUACUUUUUGGGAAUCUACAAAACCCUCCUCUUUAUAUAUUUGAUUGACGAUUAGAUCUCACAGUCGCAAGAAUUUUGCCAGAGAACAGUAUCGAAUCGAUUGGUUGACGAUUAGAAUCCUUCGAAAGCAAAGAAAAGCGAAGAAAAGCAAAGAAUCUCGACUCUGAUUACCCACCACAAGUUUCUAUUUUGGUUCUUUCUCAUCAACACUUUGCUUUUGUGCGAUCAUCGGGUUUCAAGCGGUGGAAAUGGAAGGGGUGCUCUCAGCCACCGAUAAGCAGAGUAUGGUCUCCUCCUUCCUUGAGAUUGCUGUGGGCCAAACUGCCGAGACUGCUAGACAAUUUUUGCAGGCAACAAGUUGGAAGCUUGAGGAUGCUAUUCAGCUGUUUUAUGUCGGUAAUGAAGGAGGAUUGGCUGGACCACCACCUGUACCUUCUCCUCCAAGUACAAAUGAACAAAUCAAUUCUUCAACUGAUCACACAUCCAAUGAAUCUAGAAAACAUGUGGGAGCUGGAACGUUUGGGCAAUAUGAGGAUGAGGUUCGCCCUCCCUUACCUGUUAUAAGGGAAGCUCUUUAUGAUGAUGCAAUGUUGUAUGGAACAACUAUGGGCUAUCUGCCAAAUGAAUCUGGUUCAUCAAUAGGGUUCCGGAACUUGCAAAAUGAAGUGAAACAUCAUGAUGUUUGGGAAUCAGGAGAAGGUGCAGCAUCCACAAGUGGCAAUUCUCGAGAUAAUUUAGCUUCUUUAUACCGCCCUCCUUACCAUUUAAUGUUCAAUGGGUCCUUUGAAAAGGCAAAAGGUGCUGCCUGCGUCCAGGACAAGUGGCUGAUAGUCAAUCUGCAGUCUACCAAGGAAUUCAGCUCGCACAUGCUUAACCGGGAUACAUGGGCAAAUGAAGCUGUUUCUCAAACCAUUACUACCAAUUUUAUUUUUUGGCAGGUGUAUGAUGAUUCAACUGAAGGCCAAAAGGUUUGCACGUAUUAUAAACUAGAAUCAAUUCCUGCUGUCCUUGUCAUUGAUCCCAUCACAGGGCAAAAAAUGCACUCUUGGUUUGGAAUGGUUCAACCUGAAAGGUUACUUGAGGAUCUAUUGCCCUUCAUGGAUGGAGGUCCAAAGGAUCAUCAUGUUACCUUAUCUCAUAAACGUCCAAGGGAGAGUUCCUUGACUCCACCGAAAGUUAGAGAAGAGGAUUACGAGGAGGAUGAGGAAGUGCAACGUGCAUUGGCAGUUUCUCUAGAAGGCAUGAAGGAAGCAGUCAAAUUGUCUUCUGAGGAUAAGGAUGCAAAAGUUGCUGAGAAGGAAGAAGAGAAGUGCCCAACUUAUCCACCAUUGCCUGAAGAACCCAAAGGUGACAGAAACCUUCUUUGCAGGAUUGGUGUCCGUCUUCCUAAUGGACGUCGAUGCCAAAGGAAUUUCCUCCGAACCGAUCCAAUUCAGUUGCUUUGGUCUUUCUGUGCUUCUCAGUUAGAGGAUGGUGAGACAAAACCAUUCAAAUUGACGCAUGCAAUACCAGGAGCUACAAAGUCUCUGGACUAUGAUACCCAAAUGACAUUUGAGGAAUCAGGGCUUGCGAAUUCAAUGAUCUCUGUCACUUGGGACUGAGAAGAAGGUGCCAUUUUCCAAACUAUUCCCAAAGAAACAUAGUUGAGCAGUUGUGUAAGUAGUCAAUCAGUCACUGUAUUUUGUGGUUUCUCUGCAUUUUCUAUAUACUUUGGGUAAAAAGUUUAGUUAGGAUGAUAUUCUCCUGUUUUUCCCCCUCCUCUCCUCUUCCUUUCAAAAAAGCAUACGACAUACAGAGGAGGCCGGGUUGUGACUACUAUUUGUAUGACAGUUGAAUUUAUCACUUCUACCCUCCUAUGCAUGUGCGUGUGUUUUUCGCGCUCGUAAAUUUGAUCAAUGUGUAUUUUGGUAGUACUGGAAA